Messenger RNA from Paramecium octaurelia, 555 nucleotides. The record is from the annotation of a GenBank genome assembly. NCBI's taxonomy places the organism in Eukaryota, Ciliophora, Oligohymenophorea, Peniculida, Parameciidae.
AUGAAUUCCAAUCAAUAUGUUAUUGGAGUUGCUAUAAAUUUUUUGAAAAUAGAUUAAUUGAAAUUAAUUUUAUUUGAUUUUAAUAUAAAAUUCUAUCUACAUUUUAUAAAUUAUGAAAAAGUAAUCAAAGCAAAGGAAGGGGAAUGGCUCUUAGUCCAAAUUGAGCAGACAGAAAAGGAUAUAUAGAAAACCAAUAUUUAAGAUUGCAGAAUAAGACAAUGCAUUCAUAAAACUGUGAUUAGUAUAGAAAUCUUGAAUUGGAUAUGUUUAAGAAUGUUUCUAGCAUAAUCAAGAAAUAUUAUAUGAAUUAAGUAACAGGUAAAUUAGGAAGAAUGGAUUUGUUUUAUUUAUUGUAUUAAUUAAUAUAUCAUUAGAAAUUAUGAUGAUUGCCUCAUUAAUUUAAGUAAUAAAGAGAUUGAUUAUUUUUUUGUAACUAGGGAUUAAGAUUUCUAAAGUGCAUAUAAUUUGAAAAGAUUGAGUUUGUUUAUAUUAUAGACUUAAUUGCAUUCUUAUUAUUGUGAAUUGCAAGUGGCUUUCUGUUCUAAAUAUACUUGA